Molecule: messenger RNA, 3218 nt
Organism: Lates calcarifer (barramundi perch)
Lineage: Eukaryota; Metazoa; Chordata; Actinopteri; Centropomidae
Gene: pex5
Product: peroxisomal biogenesis factor 5
Exons: 16
Coding region: 282-2210 (642 amino acids)
Biological process (GO): protein import into peroxisome matrix, docking
Cellular component (GO): peroxisomal membrane; cytosol
Molecular function (GO): protein binding
Source: RefSeq, a predicted model, not a curated record
GGUCGUAACGGUACGAGACACUACAAGCGAUCGGUGGAGGGUUUUGUGGGUCAUGGAGGAGGAAGGUAAAUAAAAGAGAAGCGCUAAUAACGCACGGCGGCUGGUUUUAGACGGUUACCGGGAGGUUUGACACGCUGGAUGCGACAACUUUUGCUCCGAUAACGGUAGUGAAAUCAGACGGAGAGGACAGACCGGAGAGGAGGGACUGUCGGCUCGGCUACAGCAGCAGCUGUCGGCGUUCUCAGGUGGUCUGAUUGGGUUUGCCUCGUCCUUGUGUUGCCAUGGCGAUGCGGGAGUUGGUAGAGGCAGAAUGUGGGGGAGCCAAUCCCCUCAUGAAGCUGACCAGUCACAUGACCAAGGAAGGGGGGGCAUGGCGGCACCGUUCAACACCUACAAUUCCCCCCACUCCCAUUGAAAUUGCAACUGAAGAAGAGCUGGUGAAUGAGUUCCUUCAGGCGCCCCCACGACCCCCACACACAUUUGACAUGGGUCAGCUGCUGGAGGAAAUGCAGCAGAUCGACCAGCAAAGCUACAGACAAGCUCCACAGAGAGCUCCAGAUGUGGCAGCGUUGGCGCUCUCCGGUGACUGGGCAGCCGAGUUCCUCUCAGGUUCUGACUCUGCCUCCACACCGGGGCUCAUCACUCUUGGCGAUGCAGCAGAUGCUGAUUGGACGAGGGAGUUUAUCGCUGAGGCUGCAGAUCCUGGACGCUGGGCAGAGGAGUAUCUGGAGCAGUCGGAGGAGAAGUUGUGGCUUGGAGACUUGGGAGACAAGGAGAAUGAAUGGACAAAAGAGUAUCAACCAGGAGAGGAGCUGAGGCAGACAGCCAAUGAGCUUGUCUCAAAGGUCGAAGACCCCAAGUUACAAAAUACAGAGUUCCUGCGAUUCAUUAGGCAGAUUGGCGAGGGCAGUGUCACAGUGGAGAGCAGUACAGACAGACAGCUCACAGAUAAAGCUCAGGCCGAGGAGGCUCAGAACUGGGCCUCCAACCUCAACCAGGUGUCAGAGGAGUCGGCUGAAGCCUGGGUUGACGAGUUUGCCACAUCAGGACCAGACUUCCAACAAGCCAAAGCUGCAGUGGAGAGUGAUGUGGAUUUCUGGGAGAAGCUACAGCAGGAGUGGGAGGAGAUGGCUAAGAGGGAUGCAGAGAGCCAUCCCUGGCUGUCUGACUUCGAUCAGCUACUCAGCACUUCUUAUGACAAGGGGUAUCAAUUUGAAGAGGACAACCCCUACUUAUCUCACCCAGACCCUUUGUCAGAAGGAGUAAAGAGGAUGGAGGCAGGGGACAUCCCUGGUGCUGUACGGUUCUUUGAAAGUGCUGUACAGAGAGAACCAGACAACCAGCUGGCUUGGCAGUAUCUGGGAACCUGUCAGGCAGAAAACGAGCAAGAAUUUGCUGCCAUCAGCGCCCUCCGCAGAUGUAUAGAGCUGAAGAACGACAACCUGACUGCUCUGAUGGCGCUGGCUGUCAGUUUCACUAAUGAGUCACUGCACAGGCAGGCCUGUGAGACUCUUCGUGAUUGGCUGAAGCACAAUCCAAAAUACCGCUCUGUUUGGGAGCAGAAUGAGCGCGAACGCCAAAAAGAUGGUGCCAGAGAUAGGGAGAAGGAGAGGGAGAGGUUCGGGUCACUCCUGCCAGAAUCUUUGUUUUCUGACGUCCAGUCCCUGUUCCUGCGUGCAGCCAACUCUGACCCGGCCCAGGUGGACCCCCAACUGCAGUGUGGUCUGGGAGUUCUCUUCAACCUCAGUGGAGAGUAUGACAAGGCGGUGGACUGUUUCAGUGCCGCUCUCUCUGUCACGCCACAGGACUACCUGCUGUGGAAUAAGUUGGGUGCUACUCUGGCCAAUGGAAGCCGCUCAGAGGAGGCAGUGGCGGCCUACAGGAGAGCCCUGGAGCUGCAGCCCGGUUUCGUCCGCAGUCGCUACAACUUGGGGAUCAGCUGUGUCAACUUAGGAGCACACAGAGAAGCGGUGGAGCAUUUCCUCGAAGCUCUGUCUCUACAACGCCAAGCGGCUGGGGAUGGGGCCAGAGCUGCAAGAGGGCCCGGAGGUGCUGCAGCAACCAUGAUGUCUGACAACAUCUGGUCCACCCUGCGCAUGGCUCUCAGCAUGAUGGGAGAGAGCUCUCUGUAUGCUGCUGCUGAUCGCCGGGACUUGGACACAUUGCUGGCUCACUUCUGCCAGAGAGAGGUGGAUGGUGGGACUGAAUGAAAACCAGCCAGGGGAGGGCUUAUUGAGUGUGAAUGUGUUUUGCUGGGAGGUAAAUGUUUGGGUGACUGAAUGAAAUGGGAGCAGAAUCAGAGGGGUAACGGUUAGAGAGAAAUGGAGAUGGAAGACACUGUGAAUUAUCCGCCAUCAUAGAGACAUCAUCUUGUGCUUGUGUGUGUUUAAACGAUUUCUAACAAAUGUUGCAGUAUUAGUCUCUACCUGGAGAGAAACAGCCAGCAGUAAUACAGUCAUGUCUCUGUAUUUGACAUGUUUGACGUUAUGCUCAUUGCCUCCAACUCUGUUGAUCUGCAGAACUGGGUUUGAUUUGAAAUUUGUUCUCGAUGAAGAAAGUAGAUGAUGAAGAAUGAGUGAAUACCUUCUGUACUCCGUAACCAGCAAUGUGGACAGUUAUGUUUAUCAUGACACUCAAUGCUCUCAUAGUCUUUCUUAAUAGCAGGUUGUAAAUUGAAUUGUAUACUCACUACGGUUAUGUAAAUUAAAGGUACAGUAUUGCUGUGACAGUGAGAAGAGUACUGCUUUUUAUCAAAGGUGCUCUUAAGAGAAGGAUUAUGUCAGUCCAGAGUACAAACACUAGUCAGAAGUGCUACAGUGGCUCGUUUUUCUGUUUUUUGUAAUACCUUAUUUAAUUUUUUAGUAAUCAUUUAUCAGCCAGGACAAUGAACUGACAACCAGCGGGACUGAUACUGUUAUGAUAAGGUGUGUGUAUGUGUGUACAGUAUGUGUGUGUGCGUGUUUGGGGUUGGGCGGGGGAUAUUAAUCGUGCAUCGGAUGAUAAGAUCAUAUAAUUGUAAUAUCAUGAAAUGAUUCCUCUGGGCUCCUCUCUUGCUCUUUUUCAUAUCGCUCUUGUAAAACAAUUGGCUUCAUUGUAAAAUAAUGCUAUAUGCCAUAAUGUGUAUUGUAACAUAAUUGUUGCACUAUAAUUGUUUUCAGGCUAGCUAUAUCCUGACUGCAAUGUUUAAUAUAAUAUUCAGCAAUAAAGCUUUGAUUCCA